CCUUCAACUCAUUCCCCUCACUCUCAUUUCACAACACUCAAACAAAACUCCCAAGUUUUUCCCACACCUCCAAGAAAUAAAAACUCCAUUUUACACUCACUCCCUUUCAUUGUUAUUUUUUUCUUCCUCAAAUAACACAAAUUCUAAGAAGAGAAACAGAGAGAUUGCUGCAUUUUUCUUAAUGGAAGCUCUCUCUGUUCCUCUUUACAUAACAAUACUCCUUCUUCUUCUUUUCAUUUUCUUUUCCAUUUCAUUUCUUAAAAGAACGAGAAAUGAAAACCCCAAAUCCCAAAAUUCUCUUAAACUUCCUCCUGGUUCCAUGGGAUUACCUUGGAUUGGUGAAACUUUGCAACUUUAUUCUCAAGAUCCCAAUAUCUUCUUCUCACAGAAACAGAGAAGAUAUGGUGAAAUUUUUAAGACCAAUAUUUUGGGGUGUCCUUGUGUUAUGUUGGCAAGCGCAGCCGCAGCACGGUUUGUUUUGGUCACAAACGCCCAUUUAUUCCGACCGACUUACCCCAAAAGUAAAGAGACGAUGAUCGGACCGGCGGCGCUUUUCUUUCACCAAGGAAACUACCAUUCUAACCUCAGGAAGCUUGUUCUUAAUUCUCUGUCUCUUGAACGUCUCAGAACUCUUGUUCCUUGUAUCGAAGCUGCCGCCAUUUCCGCCACCGAUUCUUGGGCCGCCGCCGGCCACGUCAUCAAUACCUUCCUUGAAAUGAAAAAGUAUUCAUUUGAGGUGGGAAUUAUAGCAGUGUUUGGAAAGCUAGAAGAUGAGUACAAAGAGAAGCUAAAACAAAAUUAUUGCAUAUUAGACAAAGGCUACAACUGUUUUCCCACCAGAUUACCAGGAACAGCAUAUUCAAAAGCAUUAUCAGCAAGGAAGAAGCUUAGGGAGAUUCUGGGAGAGAUAAUAAUGGAAAGAAGAGAAAAAAGAGUAACAGAGAGAGAUCUAGUUGGUCAUCUUUUGAACUUCAGAGACGAAAAUGGUGAAAACUUAAGUGAAGAUCAAAUCGCCGAUAAUAUCAUCGGAGUUCUCUUCGCCGCCCAAGACACCACCGCUACUGUCCUCACUUGGAUCCUUAAAUAUCUUCACGAUAACUUCAAACUUUUCGAGGCUGUCAAGGCAGAGCAGAUGGAAAUUUAUAGAAGAAAUGGAGAAGGAAAGAUGCCUCUGUCUUGGAGUCAGAUUAAGGACAUGCCCUUUACUCAUAGGGUUGUAUUAGAGAGCUUGAGGAUGGCUAGCAUCAUAUCCUUCACUUUUAGGGAGGCAGUAGUUGAUGUGGAAUAUAAAGGGUACCUUAUCCCAAAGGGCUGGAAGGUGAUGCCUCUAUUCAGGAAUAUUCAUCACAACCAUGAGUACUUCCCUGACCCUCAUAUAUUUGAUCCCUCUAGAUUUGAGGUGGCUCCAAGGGCCAAUACAUUCAUGCCAUUUGGGAAUGGAGUACAUUCUUGCCCUGGAAAUGAACUUGCCAAGCUGGAGAUCCUCAUAUUGCUCCAUCACCUCAUUACCAAAUUCAGGUGGGAAGUAGAGGGAUCACAAAGUGGGGUUGAAUAUGGGCCAUUCCCAAUGCCUGUCCAAGGCCUACCCGCCAGAUUUUUCAAACAAACAACAACCAACCAAUACCCUUUCCUUUCAUAAUUCUAUAUAAAAAUCCAAUCUCUCUUUUUAUUUUUCCAAAUCUUCCCAACAAUUAUUAUUAUUAUUAUGUUUCUAAAAUUAAUGCCCUAAGCCUUCUUCACCUAAACCCUCUUCUUUUUUUUUUCCUUUUUUUUUUUUUAAUUUUCCCUCCUCACUUAGGAGUUCUCUAAUUCCCUCUCUUAUCAAUGCUUGUAUUGAUUUUUAUUUCUAGUAUUGAAAAAGAAAGGGAUGGGUUCGUAUUUGUUGUCUCUUAUCAUCGGGAGUCUUUUGCUUCUUGUUGUGUAUUAUUGUAUUAUCAAUGUAACACUCUAGUUGGUCAUAUGAGACAAUUAAAUGGAAAAGAAAUUACUUUUUCAUUGCUUUUGAGUAA
This is a messenger RNA of Cucumis sativus (cucumber), 2009 nucleotides long. RefSeq names its product abscisic acid 8'-hydroxylase 4. NCBI's taxonomy places the organism in Eukaryota, Viridiplantae, Streptophyta, Magnoliopsida, Cucurbitales, Cucurbitaceae. The record is from RefSeq and is a predicted model, not a curated record. Gene Ontology annotation, biological process: sterol metabolic process. The transcript has 9 exons. Gene Ontology annotation, molecular function: iron ion binding; heme binding; (+)-abscisic acid 8'-hydroxylase activity. Bases 182 to 1639 code for a protein of 485 amino acids.